Messenger RNA from Aspergillus welwitschiae, 1153 nucleotides. RefSeq lists its product as uncharacterized. The record is from RefSeq and is a predicted model, not a curated record. Lineage: Eukaryota; Fungi; Ascomycota; Eurotiomycetes; Eurotiales; Aspergillaceae. The transcript has a single exon. The coding region runs from base 57 to 1136 and encodes 359 amino acids. Gene Ontology annotation, cellular component: cytoplasm.
CACCCUUGAACUUCGUGUGAUUCCUUCUUCAGCUCUACAAAUUUACAGUACGAUUCAUGAUGCUGGUCGUCCGUGAAGCCGAUGUCUAUCAGAUUCUAUGUGACCUCUCUCCGCAGCAAGCCCGUCGCUUUCUAGACACACUAUCAGCGGCGUUAAUUCUAUACUCUAAGGAGAAUAGAUUCGCCAAUCGUGAAAUCCUCUUACACCAACCUUCGCGGACUCAUAUCGUUAAUAAGCACAACGACACAGCGCUGUUCAUGCCCUCGUCAGAUACCCAAACAAAUGGGAUCAAACUUAUAGCGUUACCAUCAGGGGGAGGAACAGCAGGGGCGAUAAUACUGUUUACGCCGUCAGGAGAGAUUACUGGGAUGGUUGGGCCCUCCCAUAUGACAGCGUUUCGUACUGCGUUGGCAACCAUGACUCUGUUCGCAAAGGUCCGCCACAUAUCGAAAAAGAACAUGGUGAUAUUUGGUUCUGGAAGACAAGUGGAGUGGCAUCUCCGCCUAGCGUUCCUCUUGACUGCCGGUGAAAUCGAAAACGUUUGGAUCAUCAACAGAGGCCGUGAGAGACUCGACAACCUGGAGAAGGAAGUGUUGUCUACUCUACGGCUGACCCACGCGAAUGUCAGCUUUCAUCUGAUUGCCAAAGAAGAUACUCCCCGAUACAAUGAGGUGCUUCGAGCGACGCUGAAAUCAUCCGACGUUAUAUUUUGUUGCACGCCGUCCACUUCACCGUUAUUCCCGUACUCUAUCCUCCGUUCGUCCCCCAAAGACCGUUUCAUCUCUGUCAUUGGAUCUUACAAGCCACAUAUGAGGGAGAUUGACACAGAAACUCUGCUUUCCGGUGGCGGUCGUGUGUUCGUCGAUUCAGCAGACGAAUGUCUCGAGGAAUCAGGGGAGCUGAUUGACGCCAAUGUGACAAAGGAGGCGUUAAUUGAGAUUGGAGAGUAUCUAGGGAGUCAGUGUUCAGGCUAUCCGGAAGGAAACGUUGUAUUGAAGUGUGUAGGGAUGGGCAUAAUGGACCUAGUUAGCUCUCGGUUGCUGCUCGAAUUGGCAGAGGAGUGCGGGGUUGGCCAACAAAUGCUGGAUGCAAUUGGUCCAUUCAACCCCUUGGUACACAACUUCUUCUAUGGGUGAACGUUCACCGAAUCUGC